AUGGUUGCGAAGGCAUUCAUCAAAUUUAUCGAGCCUCGGAAGUGGGUCCAACACCCUUACAACGGUGGCAAACCACCAGGAUCCGUCCCCGGUACUAGUGGUGACCCAGAAAAGACCAAGCCCGAGUGGUGGCCUCUCGGUGUUAUGCACAAGGAGCCUGACCACUUGAGAAAAGAGUACCGCAUUGGGCUCUUGCUUCACAUUAUCCGCAAACUCGGUCCUUACGGCAUUACUGCCGAUAAGCUUAAGGGUGUUGCUGGCGACACUAAGUCGAGCUUGAAGCACCCAUCCGAUGUCGAGAUCAUCUACGAGAUCCUCCGGGUUCGUAAGAUGGAGGAGCGUUUCGAACGAGGUGAAGUCGACGCCAACAUAGUCGUCUACAUCACGAGCCGCGGCCCUAGCCCUGAGGGUGAUAAAGAAGACGACUCCGCCACCUCAGUGGCCACUGAGGGGCCCGAGCACAUCAAUGUAGGAUUAAUGAAUCCCAUCCCAUCAUUCAAGCGAGCAUUUACCUCCUUGAACACACCUACUGACAGUAUCCCAUUAGCCUGCUCCCUCCCAGGAAGGCUCUCUAAGGCGGAGCCUCUCAACUUCCAGAAUCCUGCCCAUGACCCCUCCUAUGCCAAGCCUCAGCAAUACUCCAACUCAUCGUCGGAGUCCAUGUUCAGCACUCCCAUGACAGCGGGGAUAAUCUGCGCGCACAACGCCUCAGGCUUAGCCUUCGACUACACCGCUCAAAUCUACCCAAACUCCACUCCAGGAGUAGCCGGUCACUACGACAGCUGGAGUUAG
Penicillium bovifimosum is the source of this 792-nucleotide messenger RNA. RefSeq names its product DUF2841 domain-containing protein. The coding region runs from base 1 to 792 and encodes 263 amino acids. The transcript is spliced from 2 exons. NCBI's taxonomy places the organism in Eukaryota, Fungi, Ascomycota, Eurotiomycetes, Eurotiales, Aspergillaceae. The record is from RefSeq and is a predicted model, not a curated record.